AUGGACGACGGCAGUAAUUUUGGACCUUUAAAUAAGAUUAUUACUGAUAUUAAUAAUGAAAAUAAUAACUCGGAACGCCUCGUUAAAAAAGAUAAAUGCGAUAAGCAAAAGAACAAUACUGAAAACAGUUUUAAUAAUGAAUUUUUUCAGUUUGAAAAUGUUGAUUUUAGUAACCUAAUUCUCCCUAUUAACGAGUUACUUCCUUUAGGAAACGAUAAAAAUUCUUUAUUAACUUUUCUACCCAAUUCGAACUUUAAUGUAAACUACACCGGCGUUACAGGAACUUCAAAUUUAAAUGUUGUGGAGAACAGAAUUUAUAAUAUAAAUUCCAACACAAAAAAUCUAGAGACCUAUGUUGGCACUACAACCGAGAGUACAAACGAAAAACCCCAUUUAAAUAAAACCAAGAACUUAAAAAAUAUAAAAAAUUAUGAUAAUUAUAAGAACUACUAUUCUACUGAGAUUAACACAAGUAAACCACCUAAUUAUAACCAAAAUAAUAAUCUUACUUAUGGUGGCCAGACUGCUGUAGUUACUAACCAAAAUCAACUCACCUACUUACCACCGAAUGUUUACCAGGAAAAAAACGGGACUUUUGGCUAUGCUUAUCUUGGAAAAGAAGAUAGGCAGCCUACCAUGCCCAUCAAAGAAAAAUUACUCUAUAACGAAAUUUAUAGACUACCAGAAAGUACUAUGUAUAAAUCUGCUUCUCAAAUAAAACAGCAAAACUCGUAUUAUAACACGGCUACAAUUUCAAAACCAUUUUUAUCAACCCAUUAUAAUUUUUCUAACGGAAAGCCAUUUUUGCAAGAGGUAAACCGAAAUAUGGCGUUUUUACCUUCCCCUAUUUUGAGCUAUAAAACAUUAAUAGAUUUACCUUCAGCAUUUUUAGAUAAUGAAGUAAAUAAAAAAACUUUUACUGAGAACGGUGCCUUUUAUAAAGGGAAAUGCAAUGAUAGAGCGACUAAAAAAAAAACUAAGGUUAGUAAUGAAAAGAAUAAGAAGGCCAAAAUUAACAAAAAAGUUAUCAAGAAAUCUCAUAAAGGUAUUACAAAAAUUUCGGAGUUCCACAGUUCGGAAGAGUUAACAAUAGAGGAAUUGCGCAAACUUACCUGGAGCAAUAUACCGAAGUAUCGCAAGUACUUUCAAAAGUUUUCUGAAGAGGAGAACGCCAACUAUAGAAGGUAUUAUAACCCUAAGUAUUGCCAUAAUGCAUCUUCUUCUGAGACAUUCGAUAAACAGUUGUUUAACUCUAAUGUUAACUUUAAAAAAAAGCAAAAUAUUUUAAAUAAAUGGCUAAUAACUCAUGCUGAUAACCCCUAUCCUUGUGCAAAAGAGAAGAUAAUUUUAGCACAGCUAACAAGUUCGACUGUAAACCAGAUUACACAUUGGUUUGUUAAUUCUCGAAGACGCAAACGGGAUCUUUUGGAAGCUAUUAGAAAAAAGAAAUAA
Zophobas morio is the source of this 1452-nucleotide messenger RNA. RefSeq names its product homeobox protein 9-like. The record is from RefSeq and is a predicted model, not a curated record. The transcript has a single exon. The coding region runs from base 1 to 1452 and encodes 483 amino acids. Gene Ontology annotation, molecular function: RNA polymerase II cis-regulatory region sequence-specific DNA binding. Gene Ontology annotation, biological process: regulation of transcription by RNA polymerase II. Lineage: Eukaryota; Metazoa; Arthropoda; Insecta; Coleoptera; Tenebrionidae.